Messenger RNA from Penaeus chinensis, 1110 nucleotides. RefSeq names its product fibrillin-2-like. Gene Ontology annotation, molecular function: calcium ion binding. The record is from RefSeq and is a predicted model, not a curated record. The transcript has 8 exons. Lineage: Eukaryota; Metazoa; Arthropoda; Malacostraca; Decapoda; Penaeidae. The coding region runs from base 259 to 1110 and encodes 283 amino acids.
CCAGCUGACCCGAGUUCCCCGUGUGCGUGUCGUGACCUCUGCCACGAUGGGAGCGUAUCUUGCCCUGGACAGACGGAAUGUUAUCACGUGACCUGCAACAUCGCUUCGUGCAGGUGCCAGGACGGUCUGCACUAUGAUCCCAGGAGUAGAACUUGCUUAAAUACUUGCCAAUACUACGGAGAUGCUGUGUGUGGUCUAACUUCGCGAAGGUACUGUAUCGGUUCGGAUGAAAAGGCCACUACAUAUUCGUGUCGCUGUAUGGACGGCUAUGAUAUCGUCGAUGGCGAAUGUCAGGACGCGGACGAGUGCAAAGGAGGGCCAUGCAAGGAGAAAGAAGCCUGCAUCAACACACCUGGCAGCUACAAGUGUGUGUGUCAGAGCGGUUAUAUGAGAAACCACGAUGGAGUGUGUAUUAAUGUGAACGAAUGUGGGAGUCCAUCCUUACACGACUGCGAACAUGUGUGUGAAGACGCAGAACCUCCGCUGCGUUUUUCUUGCUCGUGUUAUCCUGGGUUCACGUGGCAGGCAUUCACGCGUUCUUGUGUUAUCGACGACGACCUGACGAAAUGUGAGUGCGAGGACAAGGAGAUGAGUGUGUGUUACAAACCAAGGGACGGGGAGAAACAGUGCCAUCCUCGGCCCGGUUAUGUCUUCGUCAACGGCACUUUUCUAGACGAAGCAGAGUGUGAGAGCGAAGAGAGUGUAAAUUCCUGGUGUGGUGUCAGCAGCGAGUGCGUGGACGGCGAAGGUACUGCGACUUGCGAAUGCUUGGCCGGCUAUGCUAAUGACACGAUCAACUAUGGACAGUGUGAAGCCAUAGUCUGCCCUACUGGGACCAUCCUCUCUGAUUCAUCUUGUCUAGGAGCGAUCUUCGGCGUCGACAACACAGAGAUCCUGAGCGUCACACCGGCUGCCAAAUUACGCUCUGCCACCACGCGCUCUGACAGUACCACAACCUCCCGCGUGGACUUCCUGCUCAUGGCCCCGCGUCCCAACAUGACUGGCGAGGUCAACGUGGCCAUUAGAGGUCAAUGCAUGAACCCCGGGGACCCCCUUUCACCGCUUCCUCCCCGGGGGGCUGUGUGGAUGGGGAUCCAUGGGAAAGGUUAA